AUGUUGUGCUUUGUGACAUCGGUAGAGGAAGAUGAAUGCUUUCAGGAAAAGACUAACAUCGCUCAUCAACAGUUGAUGAAAUGGAAGGACAAGUUCUUUUUCCCCAUGUCCAAAGAGAUGUCAAGGAUUUUGAGACAUGAGAAGGACUCUACUCUCUUUGACAGCAGAGGAACCAUGGAGAUUUUUGAACUCUUCAAAAGGAGGCUCCACUCAGUGGAGGAACCUGGAGGAGGCUCCACCUCAGUGGUGGAACCUCAAGAAGACACAUCAGCAGAUGCAGCUGAUGCUCAAAGGGAUGACACCUCGCAACCCUGGUAUGCAGGAUGUGAACCUGGAGGAGGCCCUGCCUCAGCAGAGGUACCUCAGGCAGAACCAGAAGAGGAUCCAAGCAGAAUUCCGGAAGAUGACACUAUGGAUCCUCAAGUAGUUGCAGAUUGGGAGCGAGAUCAUGGACCAGCAGAAGAUGAAUAUCUCACAGAUCAUGCAACUGGAAGUUUUUCUGCUACCUAUCCAUGGAUGCUCUACCACACUGGAGUGUUCUGUGCCAGACUCGAGUAUGGCAGUAUCGACAGGAACAAGGUAGGUGAGAAGAUCAAGCAUGUUCCAAAAGAGCGUCUUCAAGAUGAUGAAUUACCUGAAUACAAUGAAGACGAGCAUAUGCAAGAGGAAGAGACUGAAGAUGUUCCAGUCGAAGAAGAACCAGCAGGAGAUGAAUUUAAAGGAGUUCCAGUUGAAGAGGAACCUGCUGAUGAAACGAUGGAAGCAAUGUUGGAUGUACUCAAGGUUGAAGAAGAGCCUGAGGAAUCCAGUCAACAGAAGGAUGAAGAAGAACCUAAUCGUGAAGAAGUUCCAGACCCGAUCUUGUAUCCUAAGGUUUCAGUCAAGAUCAGAAAGGAGGAGCCUGGAGUGCCAGAUGACAAGACUUCAGGACCUGCAACUCCUCCUGCAGAAGGUGCAUGCUCUCCCUCAGGAGACGACCCAAAAGCUCCUGCUGAUGAGGAAUUCAAGGAGUUACCUGAAAAUGUGGAGAAUCGUCAAGUUUUCCAAUUGGAGGGAGAUGAUGACUUUUUGAUCGACAUUACAAGUGGAUUACUGAGUGCAAUGUUACCACACGUCAACGUUUCUUCAAGAACCUGA
This is a messenger RNA of Cladocopium goreaui, 1137 nucleotides long. The record is from the annotation of a GenBank genome assembly. Lineage: Eukaryota; Dinophyceae; Suessiales; Symbiodiniaceae.